CCGGUUACCUCAUACUUCCGGGCCCUUAUUAACUUACCUCAUAUUAUAAUCUCACCCACCUUCAUUCCCUCGAUAAUUAAGUGAGUUUUGUACGGAUAUAGGAAAAUGGCAAGCUCAAUUGUAAGAAUAAGAGCUUUACAGCUCGGCCGUCAAGUUAGGCAUUUUAGCUCUAGCCCUGCUCGAUAUGCGGCCGAAGUUAAGAGUCUAGGCGUCCUAGGUGCAGGUCAAAUGGGACUUGGUAUUGCUUUAGUUGCUGCUCAAAAGGCUGGCGUUCCCGUCACACUUGUCGACUCAUCACAGUCAUCUCUUGAUAAAGGAUUGUCAUUUGCAGAGAAGCUUCUAUCCAAAGAUGUGUCGAAAGCGCGACUCACGCAAGAACAAGCGGAUGCGGCAAGGGCUUUACUCUCACCUACCACAUCAAUUGAAGAGCUCUCGGGUGUUGAUUUUGUAAUCGAGGCCGUGCCGGAGAUCCCCCAGCUGAAGUUUGACAUCUUCUCAAAGCUGGCGGAAAUCUGCCCGAAGCACACAAUCUUAGCAACUAAUACGUCUUCCAUCUCGAUUACCAAAAUCGCGGCUGCAACUACUAAGGAUCCUAAGGAUACGUCUACGAGUUCUCGCGUGGUAUCAACCCACUUCAUGAACCCAGUGCCGGUACAGAAGGGCGUCGAGAUUAUCAGCGGGCUGCAGACAAGUACAGAAACCGUCGAGACCGCCGUGGCUUUCUGCAAAGCCAUGGGUAAGAUCCCUUCAGUGUCCGCGGAUUCGCCGGGCUUCUUGGCAAACCGGAUUCUAAUGCCUUAUAUCAAUGAGGCUGUAAUAUGUCUGGAGACUGGCGUCGGAGAUCGGAAUUCUAUCGACGCCAUUAUGAAAAACGGUACCAAUGUACCGAUGGGGCCGCUCCAACUUGCCGACUUUAUCGGAUUGGAUACAUGCUUAGCUAUCAUGAAAGUUCUUCAUCAAGAGACAGGGGACUCUAAGUACCGACCGAGUGUGCUACUCGCUAAGAUGGUGGAUGCUGGUUGGCUAGGGAAGAAGAGUGGUAAGGGAUUUUAUGACUAUUAGAUGAAUGAGAUGUGCAGGCCACCUUAUUGUAUACCUAAUUAUCUCAAUUGAGCAUGAACUUGACUCCUAUAGCCAAAAUUGACAGGUGUAUCCUUAUUGACGACUUCAUCCGCACACGGCGUCGGGUCUCAGGGAUUGGAUCGAGUUCUAGUUUUUUUCAAUUGUUUCCCUGUUGAAACAAGUGUAUUUCGAAUGAUAGAAUAAGAAUCUAUACUUCGUCAUAUCAUGUCAGUUGGCAGGUCACUCAUCUCCUGACUCAAUAGUCAAGCU
Messenger RNA from Annulohypoxylon truncatum, 1332 nucleotides. Its product is annotated as 3-hydroxyacyl-CoA dehydrogenase. Gene Ontology annotation, biological process: fatty acid metabolic process. The coding region runs from base 106 to 1062 and encodes 318 amino acids. The transcript is spliced from 3 exons. Lineage: Eukaryota; Fungi; Ascomycota; Sordariomycetes; Xylariales; Hypoxylaceae. Gene Ontology annotation, molecular function: NAD+ binding; oxidoreductase activity, acting on the CH-OH group of donors, NAD or NADP as acceptor. The record is from RefSeq and is a predicted model, not a curated record.